Lolium rigidum is the source of this 1473-nucleotide messenger RNA. Its product is annotated as transcription termination factor MTERF4, chloroplastic-like. Bases 1 to 1194 code for a protein of 397 amino acids. Gene Ontology annotation, biological process: regulation of DNA-templated transcription; chloroplast organization. The transcript has 2 exons. Gene Ontology annotation, cellular component: chloroplast. The record is from RefSeq and is a predicted model, not a curated record. Gene Ontology annotation, molecular function: double-stranded DNA binding. NCBI's taxonomy places the organism in Eukaryota, Viridiplantae, Streptophyta, Magnoliopsida, Poales, Poaceae.
AUGUUAGAGGCCGAGCGUGCCACGAGAUACGACGAUUUCCCUUUCCACCGCCGCGCCAUGCUCCGUCUGCGAAGCUGCAUCCUCACCCGUAUCCUCUCUCCCCCCUCCUCCGCGACUCCCACCUCACCUCUCCACCGACUGCUCUCAGCGGCAGCGGCCGACCCAAGCCCCGCGUUCGCCGUCGAGCAGUACCUCGUCGACAUCUGCGGCCUCACCAAACCCCAAGCCCUCAAGGCCUCCGCGAAGCUCUCCCACCUCAAGUGCCCCUCCAAGCCCGAUGCCGUGCUCGCCUUCCUCGCCGGCAUCGGCCUCUCCAGUGCCGACAUCGCCGCCGCCGUCGCAGGGGACCCGCAGUUGCUCUGCGCCGACGUGGACAAGACCCUGGCCCCCGUCGUCGCCGGGCUCACCGGCCACGGCCUCUCGCGCACCGAGGUCGCGCGCCUCGUCUCGCUCGGCCGCACCAUCUUCCGCUGCAGAUCCAUCGUCUCCAACCUCCCAUACUACCUAUCGCUCUUCGGAUCCUACGAGAACCUCCAACAAUUACUCAAGCAGCGCCCCGAACUCCUCGGAUGCAGCCUGGAGAAGGUGGUCAAGCCCAACGUCGCGUUCCUGCGGGAGUGCGGGUUAGGAGACUGCAUCCUCUCGACGCCGCGCAUACUUUCCACCAACCCAGAGCGCCUCCCUGCAAUGGUGGCGUGCGCCCAAGGCCUCGGCGUACCCCGUGGAUCUCCGAUGUUCAGGCACGUGCUAUACGCCGUGGCAAUUAUCGGCGAGGAUAAAGUCACUGCCAAGGUGGAUUACUUGAAGAGAACUUUCAGGUGGUCCGAUGCUGAGGUGGGUGCUGUUGCUUGUAAGACUCCGCAGCUGCUGUCGAGGUCCAAGGACACGCUGCGGCGCUUGUCCGACUUCUUUAUCUCCGAGCUGGGUUGGGAACCUGCGGACAUUGCUCAUCGGUCAGUAGCGCUCACGUAUAGCCUGGAGAGCCGCCUCAAGCCCCGGUACUACGCGGUAAAGUUUCUCAAGAAAAAUGGAUUCGUCAAGUGCUUCCCGAGCUACUAUACAAUUUUCAAGAGGACCGACAAGGUAUUUGUGGAGAGGUACAUAUGCCCUCACAAGGAAGCUGCUCCCAACCUAUAUGAAGACUAUGUUGCCGCUUGCAAAGGGGAAGUAUCCACUAGAUUCUUAUCUGCUUGAACUAAGACCCUGACAUGGAAAUGUGGAACUUUUUGUGGCACUACAAAGUUUUCACUCCUUGGAGUAAUCUGGAGAGAAGAAAUCAUUGCCUGCAACGAUGUGAAAAAAAUACAUCAUAUACAUAUUUAUGUCUCUCACUUUUAUGUAAGAAUCAUGGAGAUAACAUGUGUGGGUGGACCAAUUUUCUAUCAAAACCAGGAAGCAUUAAUCAGAAAGCGAAAGAACUGCGCCGUUUUCCACUAAAAUAUCAGUAUGGUCUCCUUUCAUACCCAAUGUUGU